This is a messenger RNA of Mytilinidion resinicola, 951 nucleotides long. RefSeq lists its product as uncharacterized. NCBI's taxonomy places the organism in Eukaryota, Fungi, Ascomycota, Dothideomycetes, Mytilinidiales, Mytilinidiaceae. The transcript has a single exon. The record is from RefSeq and is a predicted model, not a curated record. The coding region runs from base 1 to 951 and encodes 316 amino acids.
AUGCCCAGAGAUAUCGUCAUCUCCAGGACUGCAUCCACACCCUCAGCCAGCAAGACUUCGCGAGGAACGGCGCAAUCAUCGAAGCCUUGUUCUUUGCCGAAAUGGCCCCCGAUGCCUCAAUCCGAGUCUGCAUUCUUCGGCCUGCCCGCAGAGCUUCGCAACGAGAUAUACGCCCAUUACUUCGACAGCCUUACACGCUCGGAGCCCCAUAGCCUUUCCCUUCUCCUGACCUGUCGCGCCGUAUACUCUGAAGCUCACAUCCUUGCAUUCAGUACCAUUACCUUCGCGACCACAUCAUGGAUCCGCUACAAGCUCGCCUCGCUGUCAUCGAUACUCCGACCCGAGUCCUUCAACGCUAUAACCUCUUUGGCCUUUGCCUCACACUUCCUGAACGAAGACCCCAGAACUGGCGCAACUCAGACAAUAAUGGCGGGGUUCAUAGCAAAUGCUGUGACUCUAUUCCCAAAUAUACGGAGGGUGACCUUGAUUCUUCCCAACAGCUACGCUAAAACCGGGUGGCAAGAGGAGCCUGCCUACGGUCUCUGGGACUCUUUCUGCCAAACAGGCAUUGCCUCUGUGGCCCAGACUGUUCUUUCCGGCCAUGUCAUGGCUUGGCCCAAGAGUGCGCCGUGGAAGUUGGUCUGGCCUGAAGAUGAUGAGGAGCGAUACGAGUACUGUGUCAUGAAACGCGAUCCCGGGCAGUAUUUUGGGUCACAUGAAGUGCGCAUCAAUUGGCAGUCUGGUCGGGCGCCAGGGCAAGAAUCUACAUGGUCGCAAAUAUGCUCCCCAAGGCGUCCUUCGGCCCGUAGAGGCCUAGUGCCCUCUAUGGGGAAAUCGUUACUCUAUAACACACUCCUAAGCCCCGUACUCGCUCCGAUCUGGAUCAGUAGAAAAGUGAAGACAAUUUUGCAAACAGGCUGGUUCCUUAAGUACGGGGAUGUAGAGGGCUAA